AGACGACAACAAUGUUAUUUCUCCAUACAUAUUUUAUUAGUGGUAGUCCUAUGCUUGAUAUGUGGGCUAAGGAGAAUUUUAUGUUUGUCCCUUCAGAUUUGAAUGGGUUCAAAGGAAACAAUUUUGUAAUUUCGCUUCCUCACGAUGCAAUUGGACCUUCUACAAGUCGGAAAGUUCCUUUGUAUUUUUGAAUGUUUGGAAGUUCCUGAUUCUUUCAUGCAGCUAAAAGGGCAACAACAAACAGGUCUAUAAACAAAGCACAUUAUCUUGCUCCUUCCAAUUCAUUUCCCUUUGCCAGCAUCUUAGAUAUCAUUGUUUAUUCCCUCCUUGAUCCUCUGUGUGGAACAAAGAGGCAAGAAGAAUAGGUCCUUUUUUGGUGGCGAAGGGGCAGUGCAAAAGUACAGCUCAUUCCUUGCACGACCGGUAGAUUCGAGUCAUGUGCAGCCCCUAAUUCCCUGAAUAUACGGAAAUCAGUUCCAAUUGAUGAGGAUAUCGGCAUCAGAUCACCCAAUGACUCAGAUUUGUCGGGUCAUUGAAGACCGAUGUUGUGCAGAGUCAUUUGGUUCACAUGCUCUCUGAUUUUGAAGAUAUGCCAUAAUCUGAAAAGAAGAUUGGAAGUGCCCACAUGUGAAUCUGUGAUAUGGUUUUCUCAGUCCUCAGUUUGUAUAGAUCUAUAUUGCACUGUUUGGGUGCUCGGAGCUUCUUUCUUCUAUACACACCUUCACGGAAGGAAGCACAAGUGUAUCAAACAGCCAAGUCCUCUCUCACACCCUACACUUAUAUCAGGAUGGAGUCUGGAGGAGUGAUUGCUGAAGCGGGCUGGGACUCGCUUGGCCUGACGUCGCAGGCUGAGGAGUCGGAGAUGAUGGAGCAGCUGCUUGGCACCUUCCCCUCCAACGGCGAGGAAGAACACCAGGAGCUACCUUGGUCUGUUCAGGCCACACAUGCAUACUAUGCCCACUGUAACGGUAGCUCUAAUGCAUACAGUUCCGCUAGUAGCAACAGUGUUGGUAGUCUCAUCCUUGAUGUGCCGUCGGAUUAUGGGGGCUUUUAUUUGGGCGACUCAAAUGGGAUCGGCUCCUGCACCGCCGCACUUGACCUGAACAUGGUUCAUGAGCAAGGUGCGGCUCAGUUUAUGGAUGCCAUCUUCAACCCUUCAUAUGGGAAUGGCGAUUCAAGCUGCGACAAUCUUGGAGACUCGAGCAUGAACUUGCUUGACUCCAUUGACACGUCCAACAAGAGAAAGCACCAGGAUCAAGGGAAAAUAGCUGACCAAACAAGUGGUCGGAAAUACUCAAGGAAGGCGGACUCGAAGCGGACAAAGAAGGCCAUGCAAUGUGAAGGCGACGAUGGCACCACUGCUGACACAAGCAAGCAAAGCUUGAGCUGCUGCACGUCUGAAAUUGACUCUAAUGCUUUUCAAGAGCCUCCUGUUGCCUCUAAGCCGAAGGGCAAGGCUCAGGCUGGCCGCCAGACAACCGAUCCCCAGAGCCUCUAUGCAAGGAAAAGAAGAGAAAAGAUCAAUGAGAGGCUGAAGGUACUACAGAACCUUGUUCCGAAUGGAACCAAAGUAGAUAUCAGCACUAUGCUUGAAGAGGCAGUGGAGUAUGUGAAGUUCUUGCAGCUUCAAAUCAAGCUCCUCAGCUCCGAUGAAAUGUGGAUGUAUGCGCCAAUUGCGUACAACGGGAUGAACAUUGGAAUCGACUUGAACCUCUCUCAGCACUGAUAGCACUUCUAACAGUCUAAAAAGCAGCAACUAUAUACUUAAAAACGCAAUUUGGGUUAAUUGGCUCAAAAGUGUUUGUUACUAACGCGCAAGCGGUUUCUGAUCAAUAAGCUAUUCCUGGCAGUUGUAUCUCUCUCAGGCGUAAAUAAGGCCGAAUACAAUGUUCUCCACAAGCGUUUUUUGUAGCUCCGGUUACUAAAAGGAGUGGCAUUGUUUGGCCCGAAAAAUACGUGAAGAAGACAGAUACUGAAUGUUGGAACUUGGAAGAGGCUCUGCAACUUGUGAAGACAAGGAAGGGCAACCUGUUCUUUUUCUCCUUACUUCAGAUGCGACUUCGCAUGAGAAGGCUGUGUCGUUUUUCUUCUUCUUUUUUCAGGUUUGCUCUAGUAGCAAAUUUGUGUCUUCACUGAAAUACAGUAUUUAUAGGGUAAUAUAAUGUGGUUAGCUGGAACUUGGCGGUUGUCAGACAGCUAAUAAUGCAAGAUCGUGGCAUGAUGUGGCAGUUGUCAUAUAACAUGUUUUGUAAUGAUUACUGUGAUCACAUCAUUUUCUGCUAUACAGUUUGUGUUGAAACCUCAA
Molecule: messenger RNA, 2305 nt
Organism: Triticum dicoccoides
Lineage: Eukaryota; Viridiplantae; Streptophyta; Magnoliopsida; Poales; Poaceae
Product: transcription factor RSL3-like
Exons: 8
Coding region: 641-1726 (361 amino acids)
Biological process (GO): regulation of transcription by RNA polymerase II
Cellular component (GO): nucleus
Molecular function (GO): protein dimerization activity; DNA-binding transcription factor activity, RNA polymerase II-specific; RNA polymerase II cis-regulatory region sequence-specific DNA binding
Source: RefSeq, a predicted model, not a curated record